AUGGCCUCACGCACCCCGUCCCUUGAGUCGCUGCCCGGUGCCAACUCUAUAGGUUCGCUAGAGCGUGGCUCCUUAUCGCCCUUGACUUUGAGCGGAUCCUCACCCCCUGCGAGUGAUUCCGCCGUAUGUGACCUUCGUGAGUUCGACGGCCUCGAUACCACCUGCGCAAUCUGCCGAGAAACAUUCGUCGACCCUAAAGUGCUCAACUGCUUCCACACAUUUUGUCGUGGGUGCCUUGAGAGAGAACAAACUCACCCCGAUAAAGUCACCUGCGUUACUUGUCGUGUAGACAGCCAAUUGCCACCUGCUGGUGUACCUGGAUUAUUAACAAACCUUGUUAUUGCUGCAGCCGUAGAACAAGACGCUGACCUUCUACCUUCAGCUCGUCAAACUAGCUCACCCUCAGCCCGCUGUACCGGCUGCAAAUCAAAAGAAUCAGACGCUGUAGCGCGUUGUGUUGAUUGUGCUAACUUUCUUUGCCCCAACUGCGUCAUGGCACACCAAUUCAUGCAUUGCUUUGAAGGCCACCGAGUUUUAGCCUUCACAGACCUAAAAGACGACAAAGGUAUGCUUGGAUCAACAUUAACUACAAGUGGAGACAAAACUGCAUUUUGUCCCAGACACAAAAAUGACAUUCUCAAAUAUUUCUGCCGUACCUGUUCUGUCCCAGUGUGCAAGGAAUGCACAAUCAUUGAACAUCCUGCAGCUUUACAUGACUGUGAACACCUUUCGGAUGCAGGUCCAAAACAAUUAGAACUUAUGCAACAAGCUGUUAAUGAAGCAAAAACUAGAGCCACUGAAAUAAGGCAUGUUGUUAAAACCGUAGAGCAUGCUGCGGGAAAAUUACAAGUACAAUACCAUAAAGCUCAAAAUGAAAUUAAUGAUACUUUCCAAUUCUAUCGAUCAAUGCUUGAAGAACGUAAACAAGAGUUAUUAAAAGAGCUCGAAAGCGUAUUUUCUACUAAACAAAUUGCUUUGACUGUGGUCGGGCAAAAAGCUCAAGAAACAGUUGAUAAAAUCUAUCAAACGUGCGACUUUGUCGAACGAUUGACGAAAUGCGCAAAUAUCGCUGAAAUUUUAAUGUUUAGAAAACUUUUAGACACCAAAUUACAGUCUUUGAUGAGCACUAACCCGGAGCAAAGUGUUCAAACUGCAUGUGAACUAGAAUUUGUUUCCAACUAUCAAGCGAUACAAGUUGGCGUGAGAAACACAUUUGGAUAUGUACGCUCGAGUUCAGAAGCGAAUGUUGGCCCAACUAAGCAACCACCAAUAGCGCGCCCGACAAAUGGUUCACUCUUAAACGGAGGUUCGUCUUCAAGUAGUAGCAGUGUAAAUGGAAGUUCUGGCAGCCUUAACGGUGGCAUUCAUCUACCCACAGGACUGAAUGGAGUCCUAGAUCGCCCAUAUACAAAUGGAUUAUUAGGUCCCACAAGCCAAUCAACUUCUCCAUUUGAUUCAAAUAUCAUCUCAAAGAGAUUUAAUAGUGCCAAUACUCUUGGUCCUUUCUCAACCACUCUUGGCGAUAUGAAUUUAAACGGAAUUAAUCCUUACGAGAAAUGGUCGAACGGUGGUUGCGAUUCACUUUUUCCACCCGCUACUACUGAUCCUUACUCACUUACGACUGCCGCACAUACUGAUCCUAUCCUUGACUUGACAAACAAAUUGAUUUCCACUGCCAUUUUCCCGCCAAAAUCACAAAUUAAACGACAAAAGAUGAUUUAUCACUGCAAGUUUGGAGAAUUUGGUGUGAUGGAAGGCCAAUUCACGGAGCCUAGCGGUGUCGCUGUUAAUGCUCAAAAUGAUAUUAUCGUCGCUGAUACUAAUAAUCACAGAAUUCAGAUAUUCGAUAAGGAAGGCCGAUUUAAAUUUCAAUUUGGCGAAUGUGGCAAACGCGACGGCCAACUUCUAUACCCCAACAGAGUAGCCGUAGUCCGAACAUCUGGUGACAUUAUUGUGACAGAAAGAUCACCAACACAUCAAAUACAAAUCUACAAUCAAUACGGUCAGUUUGUUCGAAAAUUCGGUGCAAACAUUCUUCAACAUCCACGUGGAGUCACAGUCGACAAUAAAGGGAGAAUUGUUGUUGUUGAAUGCAAGGUAAUGCGCGUAAUCAUCUUUGAUCAAGUUGGCAAUGUCUUGCAAAAGUUCGGCUGUUCAAAACACCUUGAAUUUCCUAACGGUGUCGUGGUAAACGACAAACAAGAAAUAUUUAUUAGCGACAACCGUGCGCACUGUGUAAAAGUAUUUAAUUAUGAGGGUAUCUACUUACGUCAAAUCGGUGGUGAAGGAGUAACUAACUACCCUAUCGGUGUGGGUAUCAAUGCUUCUGGAGAAAUCCUUAUUGCAGAUAAUCAUAAUAACUUUAAUUUGACAAUAUUUACACAAGAUGGCCAACUGGUGUCGGCGCUAGAAAGUAAAGUGAAACACGCACAGUGUUUUGACGUAGCGCUUAUGGAUGACGGUUCAGUGGUGCUUGCCAGCAAAGAUUACCGGCUUUACAUCUAUCGCUAUGUACAAGUUCCGCCUAUAGGCAUG
Molecule: messenger RNA, 2535 nt
Organism: Brenthis ino (lesser marbled fritillary)
Lineage: Eukaryota; Metazoa; Arthropoda; Insecta; Lepidoptera; Nymphalidae
Source: the annotation of a GenBank genome assembly